Molecule: messenger RNA, 639 nt
Organism: Musca domestica (house fly)
Lineage: Eukaryota; Metazoa; Arthropoda; Insecta; Diptera; Muscidae
Gene: Dsk
Product: callisulfakinin
Exons: 1
Coding region: 55-465 (136 amino acids)
Source: RefSeq, a predicted model, not a curated record
AGGAUUUCAUAGCAUUCCUUGUUCUGCAUUCGAAUCGACGACAACGAGAACACAAUGUACCAAAAACGACAGACAUUCCAAGCAAUGGUAUUCUUCAUCUUUGCUAUCUUUUGCAUCUUUUGGAUACCAGCAACAUGGGCUAGGAGCAUGGAGACUUCUAAAAACGAAAUACAUGACGGAGGCUUUGUGAAAAACGCCAAUCAGCAACUGAAUAUGCCCGGCCCUUCCGGUUAUUAUGCUGCCAAACGCAAUUUGCGGACAUUGUUGAUGGGCCCCAAAGACUAUCAGGCGAAAACACAUGGAAAGGUUGCUCCAAAUAUGGAUCUGGUCGAUUUGCUGUUGGAAUACGAGGAUGAUGAUCGCAACAAAAGAUUCGAUGACUACGGUCAUAUGAGGUUCGGCAAGCGCGGUGGCGAGGAACAAUUUGACGACUAUGGUCACAUGCGGUUCGGACGAAGCGUCUAAGCGGAUUUUCUACCACGACAUACCAAACCAAAUCUGAACGUGUUUAUAUAAUGGGGUCUUUAGAAUACAACUGAAGAAUCAAUUUGUGAUUCAAAAUUAAAAAUUAAUUUAAAAUGCUUUUAGUUUUGAGAAAAUUGUAAAUAAAUUCAAAUAUUUCAGUGUACAACAUGCAAA